Messenger RNA from Prosopis cineraria, 716 nucleotides. Its product is annotated as protein SPIRAL1-like 3. The coding region runs from base 177 to 506 and encodes 109 amino acids. The record is from RefSeq and is a predicted model, not a curated record. The transcript has 3 exons. NCBI's taxonomy places the organism in Eukaryota, Viridiplantae, Streptophyta, Magnoliopsida, Fabales, Fabaceae. Gene Ontology annotation, biological process: cortical microtubule organization. Gene Ontology annotation, cellular component: cortical microtubule, transverse to long axis.
UUAGGGUAAUUAAAAUAAUCUAAUUUUGUUGACCAUCAUUAAAAUAAUAUAGUUUAAAACUUCGAACUUCUUCAUAAAUACUUGUUUAUCACCCGAACGUGAGUUCGCCUCCCUGCUCUGCUUGUCUGCUCGCUCCGGGGAACAAGGUCCAUCCACAAGCUUUAAAUUGGCACAAAAUGGGUCGUGGGAUUAGCAAUGGUGGUGGCCAGAGUUCUCUGGGAUAUCUCUUCGGAAGCGGGGAGGUUGCCAAAGCCGGCAAUACCCGAAAUGCUCCUGCUCAAAGUCAGCCUGCAAACGGAGGGCAAUCUCAAAAUGCAAGCGUUGCGCCACAACCAAUUGACAAGGAAAUUCCGGCUGGAAUUCAUGGGAAUCUGACAAACAAUUACCAUCGUGCUGAUGGGCAAAACUGUGGAAAUUUCAUCACUGAUCGACCAUCUACCAAGGUUCAUGCUGCCCCUGGAGGUGGCUCUUCUUUGGGCUACCUCUUUGGUGGGCCUGGGAACUAAUCUUUCGUGUUUAGAAUGCUUUUCAGUAGCACAUGUUGUGCGCAAAAUGUUAACUACUAUAGUAUGUCUAGAACCAUGUUCUUGUUCGCUGAGAAAUUGGAUUCAAUGCCUUGACAUUGGUAUGACUAAUGAUUCCUCAUUUGCGGGUUGCUCGGUUUAGUAUGCUCUGCAAAUCUGUUGGCUUUCAAUAAUGAAACUGGUUGUGUGCAA